This is a messenger RNA of Fusarium redolens, 1572 nucleotides long. RefSeq lists its product as uncharacterized. The record is from RefSeq and is a predicted model, not a curated record. Lineage: Eukaryota; Fungi; Ascomycota; Sordariomycetes; Hypocreales; Nectriaceae. The coding region runs from base 1 to 1452 and encodes 483 amino acids. The transcript has a single exon.
AUGCAGUCGAACGAAGACUGGAAUGAACGUACGGUAAAGGUCUUCAUGGCGCAUUUUUGCUUGAGAGGAGCGAGAUACUUCUCGAGCAGCCAAGAGCGCGUCGAUAUUAAGCCGCAAUUGCUAUUGGAAUCCUCUAAUUUCCUGCGCUCGAUCGAACUACAGAUCCUCAAUUUCCAGCAGCUCCGUAUUGUUCUUGGAGAUCAACUCGUGACAAAAUCCAUCGGCUACGUCUUGUAUAGAUUGUGGGAACUCGCCCGAUCUGGCGAGGUUCAACAUUUAAAUGUGUCAACUCUGACAGAGAACUCGGAAAGAUUCUUGGAGAUGCUGCAGUCCCCAUCAGCUGGUAUCGAUCUACAGUCAGACGAUGCAAUAAUAUCGUUUACAGGUGUCAGUCUCGCUCUCACGGAUCACUUCACAUUCAGUAACCUAACUAAGGCAAUUCAAUGCGCUGAGUCCUGCCACAAAGUCAUGCUCGCGGGUCCCAAGCCUUGGAAGGAUCGGGAGGCGAACGUAUUACAAGCGUUGUCAUUGACACUCAAGGCGUCUGGUUAUCUUCCACAACCCAACACUCUCACUAACGAGCGUGCUGAGAAAGCAUGCCAAUAUGCCUCCGAGGCUCUAGGAGUCCUUUCGGCAUUGGAGACCCACCCAGUAAAGUUGGGUGACGUGAGAGACCACUCCUAUCUAACUGCGACCAUCAUUUUGAAACACAUGGCCCCUCUUUCGACAAGCUUUUGCAAUGGCUGCGAUAAAUAUGAUGAGAAUUAUGAUGCAGCUUUGAAAAAAUACGAGCCAUCACUCGGCAAAGAUAGCACAGGAUUCGGCGCUCCAAUAGCUUUGGCAAAGCAGUUGGCGCGACGGGAUUGGUGGUUCCAACAACUCGGGGUUCGCAAAAAGGUCACCUACGGAGCCUGGAGAGUUGAUAAAAGGGAUGCAGAUAGGAUUUCAAAAAAAGGCGAUAACGACAUGGAGAAGGAGAGACUAUUAUCAAACUUGCGCAUGGCUAUGUCUACAGGUGACAAGGUUGCCGAAUUCCACCUUCAAGACUCUUUGAUCCGACACUAUGAGGGAAAGAAAGAUUGGAAAACUGCAGCUGAACAUAUUAUAGAGCUGCACAGGCUAGCCGCCAAGGCCGCCGCUACUGAUAGAGACCAGCACCAUCAUCCCAUCGACCUCCCUAGUUUCAACAACUUCGAUAACAGAUUGCGCCAUGGAUGCAUACUCGUCGAAGCCGAGAACUUUGACGAGGCUCAGAGACUAUACGACACGCUUAUUAAUGACGUUAUGGAUACGUGCAGCAACAAGGUGGAGGCAAAAGAAAAGACUGAUUUUAUUCCUGGAAAGACGUGGGCAUGGUUGAUGAAAGAAGGCUCGAGCUGGGAUACUAUCAUGCAGGAGAACUUGUCUCUCACCAUAGGAAGUAAGCUCAGGGAACGAUGGCCUCAAAUGUAGAAGGACAAAUAUUUAUUUACUACCCUUCUCUACAAUGGCUAGCAGACCGUGAUAUACGGCCUGAAAGGAAAGAUAAAAGUUAGAAUAUUUUUCCUUGGCUAUAGAAUGUAAAUUCAUCGG